Messenger RNA from Stegostoma tigrinum, 4744 nucleotides. RefSeq lists its product as uncharacterized. The coding region runs from base 524 to 1006 and encodes 160 amino acids. NCBI's taxonomy places the organism in Eukaryota, Metazoa, Chordata, Chondrichthyes, Orectolobiformes, Stegostomatidae. Gene Ontology annotation, biological process: regulation of systemic arterial blood pressure by endothelin; vein smooth muscle contraction; intracellular calcium ion homeostasis. The transcript is spliced from 4 exons. The record is from RefSeq and is a predicted model, not a curated record. Gene Ontology annotation, cellular component: extracellular region. Gene Ontology annotation, molecular function: endothelin B receptor binding; hormone activity.
UAUGGCAGCAAGUGAUUUGUUGGCUGCGCGGAGGAAGGUGUUAAACGUGUGGACCAUGAAGCGACGGGCAGCAAUAAUGAGGGAGCCAGAGCAGGAUAUUAAAAGUUGACCACAGUUUCUCUUUGUUCCCCUUUGUGGAGCCUGCGGCAGUGUUUCCUGAGCUGAAGGUGCAUUCAGCUACUGUCGUUCUCCUCUCCCUCGGGCUUGCUUUCUCCUCUUUGUUCCUCCGGACCCGCUUUAACCUGGCAAGGUGGUUUAUAAUGUGACGCUUUACAGCUCUGUCGGUGUGGGAGGCUGAUCGCUGUGAACAGAUAGGAUUACUAUAAAAGGGAGGGACUAUCAGAGAGAGAGAGAGUUUCCUGUCUACGUGAACUGCCUGAACUCAAACCCUGCAGUAAACUCUAGUCAGUCCGCAAGAUGCAGACGUGUUAAACUGCUCUCUUACCUUCUAGAGAGAGGGAGCUGCAUUACCCUGUGUUCUGGAACAGUAUCUUAGUGCGUUUAUCUGGCCGCUUUUGUGGAGAUGAUUCUUUUUACCCUCUCCGUUCUGGUGCUAACACUUCAGCCGCAUCUGAUUCCAGCAGGUAAUUCAGAGCUGCUUGCUGCAGACUUGGCUGGAUCAGAGAUGGAGCACGAUCAGGGACUAGGGGAGGUCCACCCAUCUCUACACAGAGAGAAACGCUGUUCCUGCAGCAACAUGCAAGAUACAGAAUGUGUUUACUUCUGCCAUGUAGGCAUUGUUUGGGUCAACACACCAGGGCAGGUUGUUCCAUACGGUCUGGGGAAUCCUCUGAAACUUCGAAAGCGGGAACUGACUCGAUGUUUCUGCACCAAAGGCAAAGAUGCAAAGUGCAGGGCCUUCUGCCAGUCACCGAUCAGAGUGCCGAGCAGCAGUCACAUUGGAGACGUGGGCGUUGGAAUUCCCAAGAAAGCAGCUGGGAAGAGCACGAGGAUAGCACCAAGCCAGGAGGGACAAAGAGCGGCACCGCAGGUGUUGGAAAGCUAGGGGAGAAGCGAUGUGGCGAUUGGAAAGGCCUGGGGCAGGGGAUGGGGUUGGGAGGGAGUAGCAGGGGUAUUUUACACCAAAGCAGCAACCUAAAAGAUGCAGCUCGGGCAUGGGGAACACCCAACCCUUCCCUAACCUCCUCGCCUCACUGCCAGGAUGGACUUCAGCACUCUAUGGAUGGCAUUUUAGACAAUGAUAUAGCAAUACUCUGUGCCCAGAAUGGACGGGCACAGUAAAGACUCUCUCCUCCGUACUCCUCAUGGCCAGAGCAUUAUGAUUAGAUAUGUGCUCUGGACAUCUCUUCCAAAGUGCAGAGCAAACCUCAGUACAGCACCACAAUCCAACAAGGGCCUUCACAGCACAAUGUGAGGACCAUAAACACCAUGUACUUCAAAGCUGGCAUAUACCAAGGGUGCACCAUCACCUGGUGAUGAAAGAAAUCCAUAAUAUGCAUCCUGCUAAGCCAUCAACUGGAGUGAAGUUUAGCCUAUAGACUCUCUUGCAAACUGCCUUGGGGAAUUGCACUAAGUUACAGGUCAGUUACAUCCAUUAUGACUUGGCUCAAUACACCCUGAGCUUGCUUACAGCACAGGGGUUAUGGCUUUCAAAAGAGGUAAAUCUUUAAUUAAGUCUUCUUUUUAUCUAGUUAUAAGACAAUAUGUGUUUUCUUGUUAGCACAGUUUGGAUAUAAUGUGGUGUCACUUUUGGAACCCCACCAUGCAUACUAUGAUUGACUUCCACUGUCCUCUUGUAAUGUGCAAUUUCAGCGUACAGACAACUGAAAGAUCAUGAAGCAGGAUUCUUUAUUCCACUGACAUUGGGUCUUUGCAAACAUGAAGGGGAAGUAAAGUUCAGCAGAGUAUUUACAUGGAGUUAAGCCUGUAGUUUACAUCUGGGUGAAAAAAUCCUUUGACUGUCUCUCCGUGUCUCCAUAAGGCCCCUUUCUCCCAAAGGCACCGUUUCCUGAACAGAGGGUCUGCUUGACUGCAGGAGAUCCCCUGCUCCACACCCUCCAUCACUGCCAUCACCUGCUCCUGGGGUUUGAUGACACAGUGUAAAGAAGUGAGUUGUCAUUAUCAUUAAUCCAUCCUGACAGUUGUAAACUCAACCCUACUGCUCAUUUCCGAGAAGACACUAUCAUACCCUCCAAGUAGGUUGUGGAGACGGGUCAGUUUUUGUGUUUUUUUCCAACAGUUUUGAUUUUCACCACUUUCUAAACACAUAUAUUUGCACAAAAGUGCACGCGCGUACACACGCACAUGCACGCGCGGACACACGCACACACACACGUGGGCACACAGACUCACAAAUGCACACAACACACACAUACACACAUGCACACACAAUGCACAAACAGAUGCAGACACACACAGGUACAGACAUAGAACAUAGAACAGUACAGCACAGUACAGGCCCUUCGGCCCACGAUGCCCUGGGAACAAGUCUCUGGCUAACCACUCUGUCCACGCCUCUCAUCAUUUUGUAUACCUCUAUCAAAUCACCUCUCAUCUUUCUUCAAUCUGAUGAGAAAAGCCCUAGCUCCCUCAACCUUUCCGCAUCCUCCUGGUAAAUCUCCUGUGCACCCUCUCUAAAGCUUCCACAUCUUUCCUAUAAUGAGGUGACCAGAACUAAACACAAUAUUCCAAGUAUUGGUUGAACCAGAGUUUUAUAGAGCUGCAGCAUAACCUUGUCCCUGUUAAACUCAAUUCCCCUGCCAGUGAAAGCCAACAUGCCAUAUGCCACCUUUACAACCCUAGCGACUUGGGUAGCAACUUUGAGGGAUCUAUGGACGUGGACCCCCAAGAUCCCUCAGUUCCUCCGCACUGCCGAGAAUCCUGCCAUUAACCCUGUAUUUUGCAUUCAAAUUCAACCUUCCAAAAUGAAGACACAUGCACGCACAGGCAUACACAUAGACACACACACGUGCGCAAAUACACAAACACACACACAGAUACACAUGCAAACAGACACACACAAGAGGCUGCUUUCUGAUUGUUGACGUCCCACUGAAGCCUGACUGAGGGCGAAGAUGUUAUUGAGAAAUCCUGGGUUGGGGAUUUUAUUGUCUUCAUUCACAACUGGCCAAAUAUGGCGUACCAUUCCACCACCAUCAUCGUGCCUACUGCUGCUUAUCAAGUUAAUUCAAGGUGAGGUUAUGACAGGCCCUAAAUUGUAGAUGCAAAUUUCAUUAUAUAGGCCCCAUUGAGAAUGACCCACAUGUUCCAUUCUAAGUCAUGCAUCAUCAUGACUUGGAAAUGUAUCGCCAUUCCUUCACUGUUCCGGAUUAAUAUCCGCAAGAAAUUAUAGAGAGUUGUGAACACAGGUCAGUCUGUCACGCAGACCAACCUUCCAUUCAUUGACUCCAUCUACACUUCCUGCUGCUUUGGGAAAGCGGCUAACGUCAUCAAAGACCCCUCCCACCCCUGUUAUUACUCUUGUACUGCUCCUCUUCUCUGAGGCAGAAGAAACAAAAGUUAGAAAAGAUGUACAACAGAUCAAAGGACAGCUUUUUCCCCGCUGUUACCAGAGUUUUGAACAGACUUCCCGUAUAUUAAAGUUAAUUGCCAUCUGUACCUUCUCUGUAGCUGUGACACUAUAUUCUGCAUCCUGUUCUAUUUCCCUGAUGUUCUUAUGUAAGGUAUGAUCUGGCUCAGCCAAUGACACCCACGUCUGACUAAUCAGUCAGAUUUUGAAAUGACAUAAGGGUGCCAUUUUGCAUAAAAUGUUUGUACUACUUUAAUAUAAACCAUGUGCCAUCCUAAUUCAUUGAUAAUCCCUCAAGGGGAACAGAAUUGAGUUUAAGAGAAGUUGAAACUACUUUGGGGGAGAGCUGUAUCAUGUUUCACAGCUUACAAUUCAGGAUAAAGAAUGUCAUUUUCUGCGAAGUGUUUCGGGAUGUCCUGAGUUGUAAUCGGCUCUAUGUACAUUCAAAUCUUUCUAUCAAUGUAAAGUAGAAUCCUUCAUGUCGUUAGCUGUCCUGCUGGGUGAGAUUCCUCUUGCUAACAAGUAUCAUGGGCCAAACCCAGGAACAUUCUCAGUCCUUGUGAUUCAGUUGCCCGAGGUGUGACGUCAAAACCUCAUGGAACCCAGCAGCCCAGAUGGAGCCAUUCAAUGGGACAUCAGGGCAUUGUAAGGGAGUCAAGGGUGUUAUUUGUGUCUUUGGAAAUGUACAACAUCACUUGUUUGUCGGCCUUUCCUGUCCCCCCAAUACUCCCCAUCCCCCCCAUACACCAUGGGUGACAUGUGUCCUAGACAGAUAGGUAUUGAGCUGGGAGGGGAUGCUGAGAGGGGUGGAGGGGUGAUGGUUAAACAAGGGCAAUAAGGGCACCACCUCCAAAGGCAUUGAGCAUCAUUGGGUGAACUGAAGAAGGGUCCAGACCCGAAAUGUCAGCUUUCCUGCUCCUCUGAUGCUGCGUGGCCUGCUGUGUUCAUCCAGCUCCACACCUUGUUAUCUCAGAUUCUCCAGCAUCUGCAGUUCCUACUAUCACUUUGGAUGAGCUCCUUGUCUUUGGUGGCAAGUGUCUGACUGAGAAUCAAAGGGUUUUGUAAUGGGGCAGCUUUUAAUUAUUAAGCGGACAUCUUCCGAGCUAAAUACCCUACCACUAGAAGCCACAUACCAACUUAUAGGGCAAGUCAGUAAUGCUAUGAAACCACUGUUUACAAUGCAAACUUAUCUUAUUUGUACAAAGCCUUUUUUUCCAUCGUACUUGUUUAUUAUAUUUGUAAUUCUUAUAUGAA